Emys orbicularis (European pond turtle) is the source of this 1196-nucleotide messenger RNA. It is a transcript of the gene DNAJB4, whose product is annotated as DnaJ heat shock protein family (Hsp40) member B4. Gene Ontology annotation, biological process: negative regulation of transcription by RNA polymerase II. Gene Ontology annotation, molecular function: protein-folding chaperone binding. Lineage: Eukaryota; Metazoa; Chordata; Testudines; Emydidae. The record is from RefSeq and is a predicted model, not a curated record. The transcript is spliced from 3 exons. Bases 177 to 1196 code for a protein of 339 amino acids. Gene Ontology annotation, cellular component: cytosol.
AUGAGCAACAGGGGAGGGAAUCAAAUAAGGGUAAGCAGUCUACCCACUGCUCAGAGCACCAACUGCUUUGCUGAUUUGUGGUAUUUUUUCCCCUCCAGUAUCACUGCAUUACUCAGACACAGGACACUGGUUUCUUCAUAUCGAGGAAAACUAAAAUUCAUCUAACAACACUCAGAAUGGGAAAAGAUUAUUAUUCAAUUUUGGGAAUUGAAAAGGGGGCUUCUGAAGAAGAUAUCAAAAAGGCUUACAGAAAACAAGCCCUUAAAUGGCAUCCGGAUAAGAACAAUUCCCCCCACGCAGAGGAAAAAUUCAAAGAGGUUGCAGAAGCCUAUGAAGUGCUGAGUGAUCCCAAAAAGAGAGACAUUUAUGAUCAGUUUGGGGAGGAAGGGUUGAAAGGAGGAGCUGGAGGACCCGAUGGACAGGGUGGCACCUUUCGAUACUCUUUCCAUGGUGACCCACAUGCCACAUUUGCAGCAUUUUUUGGUGGCACAAAUCCUUUUGAGAUCUUCUUUGGGAGAAGAAUGCCUGGUGGCAGAGACACUGAAGACAUGGAAGUGGAUGGAGAUCCUUUUGGAUCCUUCACUAGUUUUAGCAUGAAUGGAUUUCCAAGAGAGAGGAAUACAGUUGGUAGCCAGCCUCGUCGUAAACAAGAUCCCCCGAUUAUCCAUGAACUUAAAGUAUCAUUGGAAGAGAUAUAUCAUGGCUGCACAAAAAGGAUGAGAAUUUCCCGAAAAAGGCUGAACCCAGAUGGCAGAAGUGUCCGAACAGAGGACAAAAUCCUCACCAUUGAGAUCAAGAGAGGGUGGAAAGAAGGCACCAAAAUCACUUUCCCAAAAGAAGGUGAUGAAACACCCAACACUAUCCCAGCCGAUAUUGUUUUUGUCAUUAAAGACAAAAGUCACUCGCUCUUCAAGAGAGAUGGUUCAAAUAUUAUCUAUCCUGUUAAAAUCAGUUUGCGGGAGGCUUUAUGUGGCAGCUCGGUCACCGUGCCAACAAUAGAAGGAAGAACCAUACCUAUGACAAUAAAUGAGGUUGUAAAGCCUGGGAUGAGGAGAAGAAUUAUAGGAUAUGGGUUGCCAUUUCCCAAAAAUCCCGACCAACGUGGCGACUUAAUUAUAGAAUUUGAAGUAAAUUUCCCAGACAAUAUACCGCCAGCAUCAAAAGAAGUACUUAGGAGAAAUCUUCCUGUUUCAUAA